UGGUAUUCAUAUCCACAUAUAGACUGGUCAUCGGCAUUUGAUGGUCAGAUUCUUCAUUCUCACUUGUGCAAUGUCGUCGUCAGUUUCAUCCGCGUGUUGAAAUGAACACAUUGUGAUUUCUGUGAUGAAACGUGAACGUGCGCUAUGAUUUUUCCUGAUUUGUGUUUUAAAAAAAUCAAGAAACCAGUAUUCGGAAAACGGAAGACUUACAGGUUUUCACCAUGUCAAAAAAUAGUACAACAAAGGUUAUCUGCAUCUACAAGUUGCCUAACCCCAACAAAUUCAAGACCUUCGACUCCAAACAACUACUUCCAUUCUACAAGUUCGGCUGCUGUUAGUAGACAUCUACCAUCUGGUACUGCAAGUAAUGGAUUUUCGCAACCACAACAAACGUCAGCUGUAACUCAUUUAUCAUCACCUAGUCAUCAUCACUCUCUUUCUCAUAAGGAAUCUUUCACUUUGGGCAGUCGGCAUGUGCAUGCAUUGUCAGCUUCUAGUCAACACCUUUAUCGACAAUCAGAUAAACACGAUCCUGUAAUAAGGCAUACAGAUGAAAAAUGGACUUCUUCGUCUACAUUAGGGAGUCACGGAUCAUCUCAAGCGUUGGUAGUACAAACGGAAAAUAAUAACGUCGCUAAAUUCAAUGUACCACAUAGUAUUGAUAACUUACCUGCACCACAGACCGUAUCAAAAGAACAAAAAGAUUUACCUACACCUACUUCUACUCCCACAACAUCUAGAAAGACAAGAAGGCGUUCCAAUCUAUUUACACCAUCUAAAAAAGGUGAAGAUAAGUUGAAGAAUGGUGGCGAUAUUGGUAGUGGGAGAGCAAUUCCUAUUAAACAAGGUUAUUUGUACAAGAGGAGUAAUAAACCUCUAAAUAAAGAAUGGAAGAAGAAAUAUGUAACGUUAUGUGAUGAUGGACGACUCACUUAUCACCCCAGCUUGCAUGAUUACAUGGAUGAUGUGCAUGGAAAGGAAAUAUCACUUCAGUAUGUAACAGUUAAAGUUCCUGGGCAAAGACCGCGAGGAUCAAAAUCGAUUAUUACGGUAGCGGGUACCAAUGGAAGUAAUGUAAUUAAUGAGGGUAUAGGAGGACUCUCGCUAAGUAAUAGUACAAAAGACAAGAGAUUAACUGAAAAAGUACUCCUUACCGCAUUUGAAGCAGUGAAAGAUCCUGGUAGAUACGCUCAACUGGGCGUUGACGAAGGUGCACUACCGAACAGUAAUUCAUUUGUAAAUGGCGAUAAUUUAAAAAUGGAAACUCCUAACGUUAAAAAACGACACAGGCGAAUGAAAAGCAGUAGCGUGAAAAAUGCUGAUUAUGAUGAUUCAGAUGUGUAUGAGUUUUACAUUGUUUCAUUGGACAACAAACAGUGGCAUUUUGAAGCUGUAAAUUCUGACGAUCGCGAUGAUUGGGUUUCUGCAAUAGAACAGCAAAUACUUAGCUCGUUACAAUUAAACGAAUCUAGUAAAGGGAAAAAGGCAAGCAAUCCCAUGGAAGCCGCUACGAUUCAAACCAUAAGAUCUCAUGUACCUGGAAAUGAAAACUGUGUGGAUUGUGAUUGCCCGAAUCCCGGCUGGGCCAGUUUAAAUCUAGGAGUUUUAAUGUGUAUCGAGUGUUCUGGAAUACAUAGGAAUUUGGGCUCCCAUAUUUCGAAAGUACGAUCUUUAGACUUAGAUGAAUGGCCACCUGGACAUCUAAGUGUUAUGUUAGCCAUUGGAAAUACCCUGGCAAAUUCUGUCUGGGAGCACAAAACGCAAGGCAGAUUAAAACCUUCCUCAAACUCGUCUCAUGAAGAAAAAGAACAGUGGAUACGAUCGAAAUAUGAGUCGAAAGAAUUUCUUCCGGCACCUAGCAAUACUAUGCCUUUAGGACAGCAACUAGUGGAUGCUGUUUGUAGUACAAAUAUAAAGGGUAUAGUACUAGUUCUGGCGCAAGGAAAUGCAGAAGACGUCAAUUCCACUGUUGCACCACGUGAUCUCCGAACCCCUUUACAUUUAGCUUGUGCCAUGGGAAAUCUAGCUGUUGCACAGUUACUCAUUUGGCAUAACGCUAACGUAUCAGCGGUGGACCAAGAUGGGCGAACAUGUUUGGCAUACGCGCGAGCGGCGGCCAGUGUAGCAGCUGCCAAAUCUCAUUCAGGAAGCACAGUUACCGCAGAGAUUUCCGCAGCGACGAGCAGAGCGCUGGUAGAGCUACUUUUGUCUAACGGUUGCCCCGAACUAUCUUCUGUGCCUAACAGUGGAACCCUACCUCGCAGAAGAGGUAGUCAACAGAUGCCACAAUUUGAAAAACUCCCAUCAAGUGUAAUUUAAAUAAAAGUCUGAUUAGGUAAAAGAAUUAAAAGAGUAUGUAUUCCGUAAGGGACGAAUUUGUUGAAUUAUUUAAUUUUUUCAAUUUAAUUGGAUGUUUUUUGAAAUAUUGGAAGCUACUGUACUUAGUACUUUUAGAAGUUAUUGGCUCUGCAAUUAUAUUCAUGUGAUUUCGUCGAAAGUGUUCAAAUGUCAAUUCUAAACAGUAAUAAUGUACUCACACUUUCACACUUGUGUACUACCUAUGAUAUUUGCAACUCGAAGAGAUUCCAUUAUCCAUACUACACACUUUUGUAUGUCGUUUUGUAAUGUUUGUACCUUAUGCGUGAUAGUAAUUUAAAAAUAUCAGCAAUAUGGUUUGUUAUAGCUUGAUGUUUUGUGAUUGUGGAUUUGUUACAAAUAAUAUUAGUAAAUAUUCCUUUGUUAUGUUGUAUAUACUUUCGCCAAAGAAUGUAUGUAUUAUUUUGUAUAUACAGAGCAAGAUCAUUUAUGUACAGAAAUUAUAUACGUUGUUCUUCCGUA
Photinus pyralis (common eastern firefly) is the source of this 2838-nucleotide messenger RNA. Its product is annotated as centaurin-gamma-1A. Gene Ontology annotation, cellular component: nucleus. Bases 145 to 2319 code for a protein of 724 amino acids. The transcript has 9 exons. The record is from RefSeq and is a predicted model, not a curated record. NCBI's taxonomy places the organism in Eukaryota, Metazoa, Arthropoda, Insecta, Coleoptera, Lampyridae. Gene Ontology annotation, molecular function: GTPase activator activity; protein binding.